Molecule: messenger RNA, 1629 nt
Organism: Dothidotthia symphoricarpi CBS 119687
Lineage: Eukaryota; Fungi; Ascomycota; Dothideomycetes; Pleosporales; Dothidotthiaceae
Product: sulfite oxidase-like protein
Exons: 3
Coding region: 221-1351 (376 amino acids)
Cellular component (GO): mitochondrion
Molecular function (GO): molybdenum ion binding; oxidoreductase activity
Source: RefSeq, a predicted model, not a curated record
CACAAUGCCUCUGUACAAACUUGACACGUUCUUUCGCAUAAGAACAGCCGCUGAUACCCGAUCUUCGCAUCACACCGGCCCUUCGUGACACCCUGUGCCAACCUGCGCCUGCCAACGCGUCGGACAGCUCAGCCCCGUCGAUAACCCCACCCCCGCCAUAUUAAGAGCUUCGCUUGAUCCCUCCAGCACGCCAUCGCUGCUAGAUCCCAAAACGAACACCAUGGUCCAGCUUGAGUAUUCAGUCGAAGAGCCGCUGAAUCGCGAGCCCGAGUUGGAGACAUUGGUUUCGAGUUUCAUAACUCAGCCAGGCACCGGUUACGAUCGCAAUCAUGGUCCUAUCCCACACAUAUCCACUUCCACACACCGCGUGUCAGUCUCCGGACUUGUGCAUGAUGGACUGUCCCUCAGCGUCGCGGACCUGGCGUCUUUACCACAGCACUCCGUUAUCUGCGCGCUGCAAUGCGCAGGUAACAGACGCCACACGAUGCGCACAAAGCUCAAAGAAGUCAACGGAAUCGACUGGUUCGACGGCGCAGUCAUGAACUGCAAAUGGACAGGGCCACUCCUCUCAGACGUUCUCUCACGCGCUAAACUAGACGUUGAGAAAGAAAAGUGGGAAGAUGCACACGUCGCGUUCGCAUGCCAUCAGACGCCCUGCCAGGACGACGACUUCUACGGCGCAUCGAUACCGUUGUCACGCGCCAUGGACCCAGGGAGUUCGAUAAUCCUCGCGCUGCAGAUGAACGGUGAGCCGCUACCACCCAACCACGGCGCGCCAGUGAGGGUUGUCACGCCUGGGAUUGCAGGGGCUAGGAGCGUGAAGUGGCUGGAUCGCAUCACUGUGCAGAUGUGCGAGAGCAGUAGCUACUACCAGCAGCACGACUACAAGAUCCUGCCCCCGGAAGCGGAUUCGAAGGAGAAGGCGGAGGAGUGGUGGGGCAAGGUCAGCGCGCUGCAGGAUAUGCCUAUCAACAGUGUUAUUGGGGUGCCAAAAUCCGAUUCAACCGUGAAGCGUGACGAGGAUGGCAGAAUACAAGUCAAGGGUUAUGCGCUACCGAGUGGUGCCGAGGGACCGAUUACCAAGGUGGAAGUCAGCGUUGAUGGAGGGAAGACAUGGACGGAUGCGGAGUUGAUCAAGGGCCAGGACGAAGCAGAGGCGACAGAAGCAGACUUGAGAUGGGCGUGGACGUUGUGGAAUGCGAAGGUCAAAGUCGACGAGGGUAAAGACGUAAGGGUACUGAGCCGGGCAACAGAUAAGAGUGGCUCUACGCAGGCCGAGCAUCCCGUGUGGAAUUUCAGAGGCGUGGGUUACAACGGUUAUGGGGAGGUGUCUGGGCUGGAGGUUAUAUGAGAGGAGGCAUGCGGAAAGCGUGUGAAAAUGUUCUAGAUUUUGUCUUCUCCAUCAGCGUAGCAUUAGCCAGCUUAUAUGACCACGCUUCGUAAGAAGCUCACAUCACAUCUCAAACUCCCGUAUGCCAUGCCUCAUGAUUCAUUCAUUGCCGUGGUUCCCACGUGCCAUCAAAGCCCCAGACUCUUCCUCACGUUGCCCCUCACAAUCUUCUCAUACUCGGCCCUCCUCUCCCUCCACAUCCUUGCCGCAUCCACGUUCGCCGGACUCUCAUCGUUCGG